Messenger RNA from Medioppia subpectinata, 5328 nucleotides. Lineage: Eukaryota; Metazoa; Arthropoda; Arachnida; Sarcoptiformes; Oppiidae. The record is from the annotation of a GenBank genome assembly.
AUGUCUGAAGUGGAUCCCGAGACACUGCUGGAGUGGCUGUCAAUGGGCAGCGGCGACGAGCGGGACAUGCAGUUGAUUGCGUUGGAACAGCUCUGUAUGCUGUUAUUGAUGUCCGAUAACGUGGACCGAUGUUUCGAAAGUUGUCCUCCGCGAACAUUCCUCCCGGCCUUAUGUCGCAUAUUUCUGGACGAGUGCGCGCCCGACAACGUGCUGGAAGUGACCGCUCGAGCCAUCACCUACUACUUGGACGUGUCGGCCGAAUGCACGCGCCGUAUAGUCGCAGUCGACGGCACCAUCAAAGCGAUGUGCAAUCGGCUGAUUGUGGCCGACGUGACCGCCCGCACGAGCAAAGACUUGGCCGAACAGUGUAUCAAAGUGUUGGAGUUGAUCUGCACCCGAGAGGCCGGCGCCGUAUUCGAGGCGAGCGGCUUGAACUGCGUGCUGGCGUUCAUCCGCGACAACGGCCAUCACGUCCACAAAGACACACUACACUCGGCGAUGGCAGUGGUCUCGAGACUGUGCGGCAAAAUGGAGCCAAACGAUCAGUCGCUCAACACAUGUGUCGACUCCCUGUCCGUACUUCUUAAGCACGAAGACUCACACGUGGCCGACGGCGCGCUCAAGUGUUUCGCCUCACUCGCCGAUCGGUUCACCCGCCGGGGCAUAGAUCCGGCCCCUCUGGCCGCGCACGGGCUCAUCGAUAACCUUCUGAUGCGCUUGUCUUCUAUCGCCAACCCUAUUGGCGCCGGCGGUCAUCAUCUCUCCGCCUCCACCGGACUGUCGAUACCAUCGCCGCAGGCGAUCGUCACCGGAACGCCCGACACGAAGACUCCGUCAUCCGUGUCCACCGUAAUUAGUUUGCUAUCAACACUGUGUCGCGGUUCGCCACAAAUCACACACAACCUCUUGCGCUCUUCUCUGUCCGAUGCCAUCAAAUGCUCGCUUUUGGGUGACGAACGAUGCGUAUUAGACACCAUGCGUUUGGUAGACCUCCUGCUAGUGCUGCUAUUCGAGGGCCGCCGAGCGCUGCCCAAGUCUGUGAUGAGCGCCUCCUCGUCCCUAAACCCGUCCCGUUUGCCCUCAUUUCGCCGAUUGGAUCGCUUGGACUCCGCGGGUGAGCGCACACACCGGCAACUCAUUGACUGCAUCCGCAGCAAAGACACGGACGCCCUCAUCGACGCCAUCGACUCGGGCGGAGUCGAAGUGAACUUCAUGGACGACGUCGGCCAGACUCUGUUGAACUGGGCGUCCGCUUUCGGCACCCAAGAGAUGGUAGAGUUCCUGUGCGAUAGGGGGGCGGACGUGAACCGCGGCCAACGCAGCUCAUCGUUGCACUACGCGGCCUGCUUUGGGCGCCCGAAUGUGGUCAAAGUCCUCCUCAGACACGGCGCCAAUCCCGACCUCCGCGACGAAGACGGCAAGACUCCGCUCGAUAAGGCCCGCGAGCGUAGCGACGAAGGCCACCGCGAAGUGGCCGCUAUCCUACAGACGCCCGGCGAGUGGAUGACCAGCGCAACCGCUUCUGUGGGCUCUGUUGCCGAGUCGCCGAAGAGCGCUGGCAUCGCUAGUGGUGGCGGUGGCGGCUGUACUGGGAUUGGCAUCGAUAUCAAACACGACGAUCCCGAAGACUUGUCCCCCGGCCUCUACGGCGAUCCCGAGAUGUCGCCGCUAUAUCUGCAGCGAUUGUUACCCAUGUUUUGUCACACAUUUCAAAACACAAUGAUCCGUACGGUUCGCAAGUCGUCGCUGAAUUUGAUCCGCAAAAUGACUCAUUACAUUCAAGCGGAACAGAUGCCGGCGCUCAACGAAUCCGCGCCCGCACUGGCCAUACAGUUGGUCGAAGUGAUUGCUAACGUGUUGGACACCGACGAAGACGACGACUGUUACUUCAUUGCGCUGCAAAUGAUCACUGAUCUGAUGACCAAAGGGGCGGCCAUUUUCUUGGAUACCUUCGCCCGACUCGGAGUGAUGAACAAAGUGCAGGCAUUGGCGGGACAGUCCGCCCAGACCUCAGCCGACGACGAUUUGAUUGAGAAGAAAGGCGACGGCGACGACGUGGCGGACGGCGAUCCGUCCAACGAAGACGCCCGCGAACUGAUCGCCGGCCGUCCCUUUCAUUGGCGCGAUUGGAGUUGCGUUCGCGGCCGCGAUUGCCUCUAUCUAUGGUCCGAUUCCGCAGCGCUCGAGUUGUCCAACGGUUCUAACGGUUGGUUUCGAUUCAUUUUGGACGGAAAGUUGGCCACAAUGUACUCCUCGGGUUCGCCAGAGGGCGGAACCGAUAGCAACGAGAAUCGCGGCGAGUUCUUGGAAAAGUUGCAACGGGCGAGGGCUCAGGUGAAGCCCGGAAUGGUGUCGCAGUCGUUCCUGAGCACCGCCGGACCCUCUCGGCUAACGGUCGGCAAUUGGACUCUUCAGUGUCGACGCGACGGCGAGAUUACCGUCAGUAACAGCGACGGCGCCCAACAGUCGACAAUAUUGCGCGAAGAUUUGGCCGGUUUUGUAUUCGAGUCGAAUCGCGGAACGAAACACUCGUUCACCGCCGAGACCUCACUCGGGCCGGAGUUCUCGUCGACGUGGUUGGGACGACGCGGCAAACGAUUGCGCUCUAAACUCGAGGCAUUGAAGGCCAAAGUCCGCACUCAGGCUAAAGAGAUCUACGAGACCUACUUCAAGACAGCGCAGGCCACGCCCCGCUCAACGGUGGCCAAACUGGCCAACAUUGUGGCACAGAUUGAACGCGUGUCCGAACAGAGGACACACUCGCGGCGCAGUCACGGCCACGACUGGAAAGUCAAUUUGGAGACCGCGUUGAAAGAGUUGACACAUUUGUUAAGAGACGAGAAGUGUGUCUCCGCCUACGAGAUCCACUCGUCUGGCUUAGUGCAGGCCCUCCUGCGCCUCCUGUACCGCAAUCAGCACCAGUUCUCGUGGACAAACACGGGCUCAUCCGACCGGCUGCUGAAGGACAAGGCGGAUGUGUUCAAGAAUGUGAUUGGUGUGGAACACACGGCCACUGCGCUCAUCAAGAAGUUGGUGUCUGUGCUCGAGUCCAUCGAGAAACUGCCGGUCUAUCUGUACGACUCGCCCGGUUCUGGUUAUGGCCUACAAAUACUCACCCGUCGGCUCCGGUUCCGACUGGAAAAAGCGCCCGGAGAGUCGACACUCAUCGACAGGUCCGGCCGGUGCCUCAAAACGGAACCGUUGACUACUGUCGCCCAAUUGGAGAAGUACUUGAUUAAAAUGGUGGCAAAACAAUGGUAUGACUUUGAGAGGUCUUCGUUCGCAUUCGUUAAGAAACUCAAAACACUCAACACUAGAAUCCGUUUCACUCACGAGCGAGACUUCGACACAAAUGGUGUGAUCUAUUGGAUCGGCACUAAUGGCGGCACAACUGCCGAAUGGGUGAAUCCGGCGCACGUCGGCCUCGUUAUGGUCACGUCGUCUGAGGGGAAGAAUUUACCGUACGAUAAUGAUUGUGAUACUGCGCUCAUCAAGAAGUUGGUGUCUGUGCUCGAGUCCAUCGAGAAACUGCCGGUCUAUCUGUACGACUCGCCCGGUUCUGGUUAUGGCCUACAAAUACUCACCCGUCGGCUCCGGUUCCGACUGGAGAAAGCGCCCGGAGAGUCGACACUCAUCGACAGGUCCGGCCGGUGUCUCAAAACGGAACCGUUGACUACUGUCGCCCAAUUGGAAAAGUAUUUGAUUAAAAUGGUGGCAAAACAAUGGUAUGACUUCGAGAGGUCUUCGUUUGCAUUCGUUAAGAAACUCAAAACACUCAACACUAGAAUCCGUUUCACUCACGAGCGAGACUUCGACACAAAUGGUGUGAUCUAUUGGAUCGGCACUAAUGGCGGCACAACCGCCGAAUGGGUGAAUCCGGCGCACGUCGGCCUCGUUAUGGUCACGUCGUCUGAGGGUAAGAAUUUACCGUACGGUCGACUCGAGGACAUCCUUAACCGCGACUCAUCGGCACUCAAUUGCCACACAAACGACGACAAGAAGGCCUGGUUUGCCAUUGAUUUAGGCUUGUGGCUAAAGGGCAGCAGUAUAUGCGAUUCUGUGCGGGCGCCCAUGCCGGCCAGCCGAGAAGCGUUAACCGAGAAAGUCCACAGGUUUCUGCCGUUAUUAACCUGCUGUGAUAUGUGUGUAUCGCUGCUAACAAGGCUGAACGAACCGGGCUCUACCGCUUCUUGGAAUUUAACGGUUCCCGGCGAUGAGAAACAGGGUUGGCGUCACAUUCGGGUACAACAGUCGGGAAAGAACGCCUCCGGACAGACCCACUAUCUAUCGUUGUCCGGCUUCGAGAUCUACGGCACAGUCACCGGAGUGUGCGAUGAUUUGGGCCGCGCGGCCAAAGAGGCCGAAGCGAAUCUGCGCCGUCAGCGGCGACACGUGCGGCAACAGCUCAGGCAUAUGGUGGUGAACGCACGCGUGACCAGAGGUCCCGAUUGGAAGUGGCGCGAUCAGGACGGGGCACCCAUUGGCGAAGGUUUAAUUACGGGUGAAUUGCAUAACGGGUGGAUUGAUGUCCAGUGGGAUCACGGGGGCAGCAAUUCCUAUAGAAUGGGCGCAGAAGGCAAGUACGACCUGCGUCUGGCGCCCAACUUUGAUCCCGAUAUGGUGGUGAAGUCGGCAACAUUGCCCACAUUAACCACAUUAACUCAACAGCUAUCGCCGACCAUCGCUCCGGUGGCCAUAACAAACACUACCGACACUAUAGCGGCCAAGGGGUUGGUCUCGACGCCCAACACUAUGUUUCCCGGUCGCAAAUCGAGCUCUACCUCGAGUCUGUUGGAGCCGUCCUCGUCAUCGAACAGCCGCAUAACACAGCGCACCCGGCCGCUGAGUAGCGAUACGCUAGCGUUCUCGUUGCUCUUACACCUGGCCGUCGGUCUGUCGCCCACUCAAGAGGAAACGGAAGAGCUGUUGGCCGAGAAUGAAAGGCCCGGCACUCCCACACCAGCCCUCAACGAAGAGCACCAGCGCCGCAGCUCUUCCAGCGCUACCAUCAAACUGGUGGACCACUCGUCGUCCGCCGCCUCCUCUCACUCACACAUCCGUUCAAACAAUCAGACAAACAAUAUGUCAGUUUCGGUACCGAAUCUUUCGCUCAACACAAUUAACGUCAACGACUCAACUGUCGGAAUACUGGACGCGUUCGCGUCGGCCGCAGCCGCCCGGCGCCGCACCGCUCACUCAAACUCGCAAAACAACUCGACUAACGCUACAAACAAUGCCAAUACCGCGGCCACAGCCGGCGGCGGAGGCCCUAAUAGUAAUUCACUGCUCUCUCGCGGAUCAAACAAUGUCUGCAAUUUAGUGCGAAUG